AUGGUUCAUUUACUAACAUGCCGUGCUCUCGGAGCCGAAGCAGAAGCAGGAGCCGAAGUCGAAGAAGAAGAGGCCACAAAAGCCGAAGCAGAAGCGGAAGCUGGUCCCGAUCGACGUCCAGACGACGACGAAGCCGACGACGAAGGAGUCGCCGAGGAAAGGACAUGUCGCCUGGUGCGGAAUCCCAUUCGAGACGUCGCCGCAGAAGAAGAUCUUCACGACGAUCGAGCAAACGCCGAAGCUCCCGACGCCGUUCCAGAAGAAGAUCGCGUCGUAGCCGCAGCAGCCGUUCAGCCUCACCUGGCGGCACCACGACGAAGAGAAGGAGGAGGCGUCGUCGCGGCAGCCGUGCAUCGAAACGAUCUGGCCGAAGACGACGAAUGCCGAAACGUAACGCUCGUGGACAAUUUGUGA
Ostertagia ostertagi is the source of this 414-nucleotide messenger RNA. NCBI's taxonomy places the organism in Eukaryota, Metazoa, Nematoda, Chromadorea, Rhabditida, Trichostrongylidae. The record is from the annotation of a GenBank genome assembly.